CAGCCCAAUGUGUUGAGAUUAAUAUUACAUGCUAGCCAUGGUUUGAUAGCAGCCUCAGGUUACGCGUCGAGUGGGAAAACGAGGCGCCUCGACCUCCCAAAACGGGACCGAGCCUCGGCCCAGCAUUGAAUCUCGCCGAGAUGCAUUCGAGGCAAAGCAUCAUCACAUAAAACCCAUUCAACGCCCCGGACACGCCGAGACUCGGACAUUCUUCAGACUCUUCGUUUCUUCUGCUCUUACUACUGUCUCUCAUUGUAGAUCAUCGGCUUACAAUAUGUACAAAACACUCUCAUCACGCGCCGCGCGGCGACUGGCCCAACGGUCGCCUGUAUCACAGCUUUCUCGUCGCUCUGUCGCUACAUUUGACUGGAAGGACCCCUUGGGUGCCCAGGGCCUCUACACCGAGGAGGAGACGGCGAUUGCGGAGACGGCCGAGCAGUACUGCCAGGAAAAGCUACUUCCUCGAGUUCUCGAGGCAUACCGAAAAGAAGAGUACGACAAGCGCAUCCUGGAAGAAAUGGGCGAGCUAGGCUUCCUCGGUUCCUCCAUCCAAGGCUAUGGCUGUGCCGGCGUAUCGUCCGUUGCCACCGGCCUCAUCACCCGCGCCGUCGAGCGCGUGGACUCCGGCUACCGCUCCGGAUUCAGCGUGCAGUCCAGUCUGGCCAUGGGCGGCAUCGCAGAGUUCGGCAGCGAGGAGCAGAAGGAGAAGUUCCUGCCGCCUAUGGCGCAGGGCAAAAUGGUAGGGUGUUUUGGCCUUACGGAGCCCAAUCACGGCAGCGACCCGGGCAGCAUGGAGAGUGUGGCGAAGCCGCAUCCGAGCAAGGAAGGGUACUACAGCCUGUCUGGGACGAAGACGUGGAUCACCAACUCCCCCAUUGCGGACGUGUUGCUGGUGUGGGCGAAGCUGCAGGAAACGGGCAAGAUCCGCGGCUUCUUGAUUGAGCGUUCGCAGUGUCCACCCGGCACGCUGGAGACGCCGAAGAUUGGCGACAAGAACGGGCUGCGCGCCAGUAUCACGGGGAUGAUUCAGAUGGACGAAGUGCCCGUGCCGAAGGAGAUGAUGUUCCCCGAAGUGCAGGGAUUGAAGGGCCCGUUUUCCUGCUUGAACAACGCGCGGUACGGAAUUGCGUGGGGCGUGAUUGGAGCGCUGGAGGAUGCGAUCUCACGGGCGCGCGAGUACGCGUUGGAGCGGAAGCAGUUCAAGGGCAACCCGAUUGCCAAGUACCAGCUGGUGCAGAAGAAGCUGGCGGAUGCGAGCACCGAUGCGGCGUAUGGUAUCAUGGCGGCGUACCAGGUCGGCCGACUGAAGGACGAGGGCAAGCAUGCGCCUGAGAUGAUUUCGAUGAUCAAGAGGCAGAACUGUGAUCGAGCAUUGAUCGGGGCGAGGAAUCUUCAGGAGAUUUUCGGAGGCAAUGCGGCGAGUGAUGAGUAUCAUAUUGGACGGCACGUCUCCAAUCUUUUUGUCACGCAAACGUACGAGGGACAAAGCGAUAUUCACUCGUUGAUUCUGGGCCGGGCCAUUACUGGUAUUCAAGCAUUCGUGUAAGGAAGUUGGGAGGCACAUUUCUGGUUUGGCGGGAUACAAAACGGUAGUACGAUUGGCGUUGGGAAGUCGCAUGACGGUGUAUAGAGAUUGUUGGUGUAGAGUGAGCGGGCAACUGGCCGUACCUUUCUGUCUUCAUCUGAUGUCCUUCUGUUUCCAUCGAAUGGUGAAUCACGUAAGCUUCCGGCAUGCAUCGAAGUUUCGACGGCUCAUGCAUGUCAAUCAAAU
Messenger RNA from Neohortaea acidophila, 1771 nucleotides. RefSeq names its product acyl-CoA dehydrogenase/oxidase. The record is from RefSeq and is a predicted model, not a curated record. Lineage: Eukaryota; Fungi; Ascomycota; Dothideomycetes; Mycosphaerellales; Teratosphaeriaceae. The transcript is spliced from 4 exons. Gene Ontology annotation, biological process: fatty-acyl-CoA biosynthetic process; fatty acid beta-oxidation using acyl-CoA dehydrogenase. The coding region runs from base 275 to 1546 and encodes 423 amino acids. Gene Ontology annotation, cellular component: mitochondrial inner membrane. Gene Ontology annotation, molecular function: glutaryl-CoA dehydrogenase activity; flavin adenine dinucleotide binding; fatty-acyl-CoA binding.